Messenger RNA from Psammomys obesus (fat sand rat), 3470 nucleotides. It is a transcript of the gene Lrrfip2, whose product is annotated as LRR binding FLII interacting protein 2. The record is from RefSeq and is a predicted model, not a curated record. NCBI's taxonomy places the organism in Eukaryota, Metazoa, Chordata, Mammalia, Rodentia, Muridae. The transcript is spliced from 24 exons. The coding region runs from base 341 to 2200 and encodes 619 amino acids. Gene Ontology annotation, biological process: regulation of DNA-templated transcription.
UGGCGUUCGCCGUCUCGGCCGCGGCGCGUAGGGCAGCCCGAGUGUGACGGCGCGACCGGCCGCGGCGCGAGGAGCCCUCCUUCCGCCUCCCCGCGGCCCGCGCGGCGGACGCUGUGGGGACGCAGAGCGGCCGCCGCGCCCCUCGCCCCGCUCCCCGGCGGCCGCUCCGGCCCUUCCGGGAGGCGCCGCAGCCUCAGCCCGCGCCGCACGCAGAUGUGGGAAGACAAAUGAAGGGGUUUAGAAGCCAAAUGAAUGUCAGUGGAAAGAAGAGCUACCAUCACUAAGGGCCUAACACAAGCAAACUCAUUUUCAGAGUUAAAAAAUUAUUUUAAAAAACAAGAUGGGGACUCCUGGUUCUGGAAGGAAAAGAACACCUGUGAAAGACCGAUUUUCUGCAGAAGAUGAAGCUUUGAGUAACAUCGCCAGAGAGGCCGAAGCCAGGCUAGCAGCAAAGCGGGCCGCCCGGGCAGAAGCAAGAGACAUCCGCAUGAGGGAACUGGAAAGACAGCAACGAGAGGAAGAUUCAGAAAGGGCCAGGCAUUCUCAGCGGUCUGGUCGUCACCGUCCAUAUCUGGGAGUUGAGGAUACAUUGUCUCUUCGAAGCCUUGGCAGUCACAGGAAUCAUUCUUACAGUCACACCCAUGGGAUGAAGACGCGAUCUUCUAGUUCUCAUAAGGACCCACUGAGUGGGCUCUACUUUGACCAGAGAAACUAUAGCAGUCUUAGACAUAGCAAACCUGCCUCUACCUACUACUUCCGGUCUUCUUCCCUGUGCAGUGAGCCUCUGGGCACAUCCAGGAGUCAGAACAGGGCAUCAUUGUAUGGUGGAUUAUAUAACCCUUAUGGUUCUCGAACUCCAUCUGAAUACAGUUACUACUCAUCCAGAGCAAGUUCUUCCCGGAGCAGUCCUGUGUCCAUCGAUGACGACACCGCAAGCAUUGUGUCUUCUGAUGGCGCCAGUCGUGGGCGAAGGGAGAGCGUGGUCUCUGCUGCUGAUUAUUUUAGCCGCUGCAAUCGUAGGGGGAGUGUUGUCUCUGAGGUGGAUGUCGCCGGCAUCUCAGACUUGACCAGCUUGGACGAAAAAUCUGACAAACAAUAUGCUGAAAGUUACACAAGACCUUCAUCUCGAAAUUCUGCCUCAGCAACAACACCUCUAAGUGGAAACUCAUCCAGACGGGGCAGUGGGGACACCAGCAGCUUAAUAGACCCGGACACCUCGUUAAGUGAACUGCGGGAUUCUUUGUCUGAAGUACAAGAGAAAUACAAGAAAGCCAUGGUGUCCAACGCACAGCUAGACAACGAGAAGAACAAUCUGAUCUACCAGGUGGACACCCUCAAGGACGUCAUUGAAGAGCAGGAGGAACAGAUGGCAGAGUUUUACAGAGAAAAUGAAGAGAAAUCAAAGGAGUUGGAAAGGCAGAAGCAUAUGUGCAGUGUGCUGCAGCACAAGAUGGAUGAACUCAAAGAAGGCCUUCGGCAGAGAGACGAGCUCAUUGAGGCCCUAGAGAGACAGAAAGAACACAUUUCCUGCCUCAGGCAUGAGCGAGAUGUGCUCAGAGAGGAGCUGGCUGCCCUGCAGGAGACAGUGAAGACAGCAGAGAAACAUGGCUUAGUUAUAAUCCCAGACAGCACUCCCAAUGGUGAUGUCAAUCAUGAACCUGUGGUUGGAGCCAUUACUGCUGUGUCUCAGGAAGCUGCUCAGGUCUUGGAGUCAGCAGGAGAAGGGCCACUAGAUGUGAGGCUACGGAAACUUGCUGGAGAAAAGGAAGAGCUCCUGUCACAGAUUAGAAAACUGAAGCUGCAGUUAGAGGAAGAACGGCAGAAGUGUUCCAGGAAUGACGACACAUCUGGGGACCUGGCCGGACUGCAAAAUGGCUCAGACUUGCAGUUCAUCGAGAUGCAGAGAGAUGCCAAUAGACAAAUUAGUGAAUACAAGUUCAAGCUUUCCAAAGCAGAACAAGAUAUAACCACCUUGGAACAAAGUAUCAGCCGGCUCGAGGGGCAGGUGCUAAGGUACAAAACUGCUGCUGAGAACGCUGAGAAAAUUGAAGAUGAACUGAAAGCCGAGAAGAGGAAGCUACAGCGAGAGCUACGUACAGCACUGGACAAGAUCGAGGAGAUGGAGAUGACCAAUAGCCACCUGGCAAAGCGGCUAGAGAAGAUGAAGGCCAACAGGACGGCCCUUCUAGCCCAGCAGUAGGAGGCAGCCUUCCACCUGGGUGCUCUGAGGGCCUUGCCCAGAGACACUGACUCUUUUUGUACAUUGACACAAACCCCUUGGAGUACUGUUUGAGUCUUGUCAUUAAACAGCCACCUUUGUAUUUUAUAAUUUAUGAGAAUGAAGCAGGUUUAAUUGUCAUGAAUUUGCAUUUUGUUUGUAGUUCACUUUAACAGUGAGAACUAGUCUGUGCUGUUUUUAUUUUCAACAUUCUACAUUCUAGAAUCACAUUUUCUCACCUCUUCCUCCAGCUGCCUCAUUGCUGGGCACUUGGAGGCCUUGGUGUGGGUUCUGGAGGAUGGCCAUUCUGAGAGCUGAGACACUUGCUGGAGACCUCAAAACCACAAGUGCCUUCUCCACGGUGUGACACAGGCUUCAGAGACCAAGUAACCAAGAUUCCUACUCUUCUUACCAGAGCGUAUACAUUUCAGUGAGGAUGUGUUCAGGGGUGGGGAGUCUGUUUCACUCAAAUUUAUAUGUUUGGAGGAAAAAAAAUCUUUUUUUUUUUUUUGUAAGAUAUUUAAAAUUUAUAUAAAAAAUGUUAGAAAAUGAUAUGGGGAGUGUAUAUUAAAUUUAUUGCAGAGGAAGUCCAGAUCUAUACUCUUUUUAAAAGAGUAGGGUCCUUAGUCUCUGUAUCCACUGAGCUGUACCUUGUAUUUUCAUCUGCUGCUUAUUUGUGAAAUGAAUCUUCAGACAAGCUCGAGGGAUGACAGGGACAGUGCAGGCAGGUAGAGAAUUCGCCUAAAUUCGUUAAACACACCUUUCUGCCAACGAGGAUUGGCUGCGGGCAGUCACUGUUACAGAAGCCUUUAGGACAGAACAUGGCAACCAUGUACAGUCCUGUCUUGCUCUUCUUUUCUCAAGAUGAGAUAAUCCAGAGUAUAGAUCUUUUAAUUUUUUGGGAGACAGGGUCUAUGUAGCCCAGGCUGGCCUCCACUUCACAAUCAUCCUCACUGGGCCUCUUAAAUGUUGGGAUUCCUGGCAUGUACCGUCAUGCCUGGUUGCAGAAUACGAAAUGUUUAGCAACUUUAAUUUCAUCUUUAAAGAGACCAGUUCAGGAUGGCCCUUCCUCCACUGUAGCCACUUUAUAAGGUGUGUGAUUCUUCUGUUAGAAUCAAGGUGGUCUCAUGGGAAUGAUUACUGUAGCUCAAAGUGUUUACAAAGAAACUAUAUUGAGGAAAACUCUAAUGAAUCAAAGUCUCUUCAUAAAUCUAGAGUUGCAACUAGAUAAUAAAAUGAACUCAAAAGUGAA